Messenger RNA from Fusarium proliferatum ET1, 1284 nucleotides. RefSeq lists its product as uncharacterized. The transcript has a single exon. The coding region runs from base 1 to 1284 and encodes 427 amino acids. The record is from RefSeq and is a predicted model, not a curated record. Lineage: Eukaryota; Fungi; Ascomycota; Sordariomycetes; Hypocreales; Nectriaceae.
AUGUCGGCUUUUAGUCAGUUUCAAUCGUCUCAGCCUACUGAGCUUGACCUUCACGCUAUAGAAGUGGAUCGGACACUUCGUCGAAGAAGAGUCAUUACGUUUGGCAGACUUUCAACGUUCUUCCCUGGAGAUAUUGACGACACACUCAAAUUCAAUUACGUCUUCCGUCCCAUAUACCACGAUUUAGUAGAAGGCUUCGAUGCUAAGGUCUAUCUUGAUUUAGGUUUUCGGGAGUUUGACCUUGACACAACUCAGUUUCCUACUUCCCGAGUACUGCCCUUAGGUAUCCAGAUAUCUCGAAGAGCAGAUUUCCUGAUCAACCCAGACUACUUAUUGUGGUUGCGAGAUCAUGCCGUUCCAAUGACGAAGAGAGAAAACAGGAUCCACGAGUCUAAGGAUUCCACUUUCAUCUUCGCGGAUAGGAUGGGGUGUUGGUCAAUGUUUGAUGAUUCGUUAUUUGCGGAAGAAACCAAGGAGUUGGAACAUUGGUUUUCAAGCUCACCCUCGGUUAUGGAGUGUCACUGUCCAUGCUCACCUGGCUUUUGCACCCCAUUCAUUCAGCGAAUGAAGUGGCUGCCAUAUAAAUAUGAAGAACGCACGCCGCCAGAGCAUCGUACUCUUUCAGGAUAUGCGAAUGACAUCUUGUCAUUUAUGAGCAAAUAUGGUCAAUCCCUCACAACUGAUCAAAAUGUCGACGCAGUUCGCCAAGUGACAUUUUCGGUCCUCGAGAUGAAACAUAUAUGCUCCCAUAGGCCCAGCGAUGAUUAUGUUGAAGAGCUUUCCCCAGACGAGAUCCAAUUCGAGCUGGACACUCAAGAUAGUUACAGGGCAAAUGCUCUAAACGAAGUAACGUCAGAAGCAACCUCCUUUUUCUCUGCUGAUCAUCAUCAAGUAUCGCCAAAGGAGCACAUCGGCGCCAAGACUGAGGUAAAAGCUAUUAUGGAAGGUAAUGGUGCUUACCAUAACGAUCCUGACCUACAGCAAGAAAUUGAGUAUGAUGUUAUUGUUGAAUACUGGCAUAAGCGAUGGAUUCCCAUAAUGGAGAGAAUUUUAGACUACGCAAGGAGACUCUUCUACUUCGAUCACGAUGAAGAAGGUUUGAGAGACAUUGGCGUAGUCCUGGAAAACGUCACUGGCACCAUUUUGACAUCAGAUGACGACGGAGAAGAUGUUGGAGAGUACGAACUUAAAUGGGAGGGAUCGGGUAAUGAAAGCCGAGAAGAGAGGGAGUCAAGAAUUGUCUCGAACUGGAUGAUUCGGCAGCUAAACAGUAUCGUAGAUUAG